AUGGCAGCCGAUAAUCAGAAAAAGCGGUUAAAUGCUACCAGCUUUGUUGGAUGUACUUCUCGCCAACUACGCCAGGUGAAAAGGAAGAAAAUGGGAUCACCACAGUAUGAUCUGAACAUGAGAGCUAACAUCUUUCUUGAGUGGGAUAACAAGAAAAAGAGUGUUGUUUCCAAGAGGGAGCAGAUUGGCAUUGCUGAAAGACACUUAAUUCCAUUUAUGGAGGCAGGUGCUCAUGGCCUUAACUUUUUGGCUGAUGUAAUUUCUGUUCCUCAGGAGAUAUUUGAGUUGGAAAGUCUAUCUGAGGUGUUCUCAUAUGAGGUCUGGCAGAACCAUUUAUCUGAAGAUGAACGAAGUCUUCUAUCGCAACUUCUACCUAAAGGAGCUGAGUCAGAUAAUAUUGUUCAAGACUUGCUUGCAGGGAUUAAUUUUCACUUUGGAAAUCCUUUAAAGAAAUGGGGCUCAUCUCUUUGUUUUGGGAAACUUCAUCCUGAUAACAUUAUUCAUGAGGAACAGUCUCUCAAGACCAGUAAGAAGGCAUACUAUUCGGACUUGCAGAAGUAUCAUGACGACAUGAUUGGGAAUUUGCGGACGUGGAAGGAAAAAUUGGCCACCUGCAAGGAUCCUGAGGACGUUGUGCAGAAAAUUUGGAGGGCUAGGAAGCAUGCUGACAAAGCAUACAGCAGUGACAAUCAGAACAUGGUGAUGAUGCUUGGAAAAUCUAAAAAGAGAAGAGGCUUCUUGGACAAAAAUCAUGAUUCUUCCAAUGGCUUAAAGGCUGUUGAAUGGCCCAAAAAGGGAGAAAAGCUCCAAAAGCGCAAUAUCCAGCAUGGUGAUGGUGCCAAAUACAUGUCUUACAUAAAGAUCAGCAAAGAACAGCAUCAACGUGUCAAGAGUAGUAUGAAGCAUUCUAGUAAUAGCAUCAAGCCUAGGUCUCUGAAUAAUGUUUUAGGUAACAUUGAUGCACUCCGUGUACAACCAUUUGAGGUAUUUGAGGAGGAAGAAAGAAAGAAGCUUCAUUAUUAUUGGUUGGAAUUGGUAAAUAAAAAUGUCCCAGAAGGUUUUGGUAUCUGGAGGAAGAGACAAUUGCAGAGACAACAGUUAACACAGUCCUUGAGUCAAGAAAUGAGACAAAAAUUAAGUUGUCAAGAGUCUACUCUGGAUGAAGAGAAAGAUGAUUCUCACGAGCAGCUGCAUGAGCCACCAGAUGAUAGCGAAGAAGAAAUUAUACCUGCAAUGACAGUCAAGGAUGAGGAGAAAGAGGGCUGCUUACUUCAGAAGCCAAUAGAUAAUGGAGAAGCAAACUGUGAUAUGGCUGUGACUACAGAGGUUGACGAGGAAAAGAAGACCGGUUAUGCAUUUAAUGAGCAAACACCUAAAGAUACAGAACUUUCUGAAGAUGAUAAUGAUGACUCCAGCCAUGUUUUUAUUGAGGAUCAGCAUCAACAGCAGCAGUUGGAUUCGCCUAAUGAUGGUAGCUUCCAGUUCAACUCGAUGGAGAUGGAAUCCCUUGGAAAUGAUUUAAUUGCAAAGACAGAUGAAGUUCCUUCAAUAAUGUCAGAGUACCCUGGAAAUCUGAACCACGUGGAUGUUCCUGUUAGUCAGCAGGAUCCUCACCCAACUACGAGGAAUGUCUGGACAGCAGGUAACAUGCACGGCUCUUAUUAUUGUUCUACUUCUGCAAGUGAUGAAUAUGCCUCUGCUGGUGAGUUGUCACUUGGCCAUCCGCAGUUUAUAGAGGAGCAACCGGUACAAAUGAUAGAUUUGGAAGCAACGAGGGGUAAGGAUGUAGGGAAGAAUCCGUUGCACAGACAAACUGAUGAUGUGUCCUUUUUUACUUCUUACCCAAACAAAGCUCGAAAUGAACUACUUCAGUCUUUCUUCAAGAACCAGGGCAGUUUACCCAGCCAUCAUGAGCAAAAACAGCUGGGGUUAGAUUUCAGGCCAGCGCCCAAUCUAAUGAUGGAGGGUGGUCAAUUUUCUGGGCAUUUCAGGGAACAGGUUUAUCCAUCACUUGCUUUGGACCCCGGGCAGAAGAGACUGAAUGAUCUUUACUUGCAUCAGAACAUUCAGGAGAGUGUGUUUUCUGAUGCAGGUCGAUAUUCUAUGCAGAAGCAAGAGAACUUGACAGUCAAUAUUCAUGAUUGGGCUCCUCUAUCUCAUAUGAAUGGAGAGCUGAGUCAGAAUUGGUUUCAAAGUGAGCAUGGGGUUGGUGGUGGCUGGUCAAUGGGUGCUGUUAGUGGGACCCAUAGCGUAGGCAGUGGAAGUAACUCGGAUCAGACCUUAUACAGUGUUGUAUCCAAAUGUAAUGAACUGCGUCCUAGUGCCACUUAUGAUCCAAUGGGGUCUGCGGAACGGUUCAUUGUGCCUGGAAAUGGUAGUGGAAUGGAUGGCGGAAUUCCUACAAGCAGCAAUGUGUUGCAACAGUCUGCUAAUUCACUCAACUACUUGAGCAGCCAUGACACAGUCACUGGUAUCAAAACCAACAACAUUGGAUGGAUGGAAAUGACACAUCAGAAUUCUGGAGUACAAGAGUCCAUGGGGAAACCAUUCGUAAGAUCGUGGAAUCAAUAA
Fraxinus pennsylvanica is the source of this 2571-nucleotide messenger RNA. Lineage: Eukaryota; Viridiplantae; Streptophyta; Magnoliopsida; Lamiales; Oleaceae. The record is from the annotation of a GenBank genome assembly.